This is a messenger RNA of Durusdinium trenchii, 3240 nucleotides long. Lineage: Eukaryota; Dinophyceae; Suessiales; Symbiodiniaceae. The record is from the annotation of a GenBank genome assembly.
CCUUGCAAGCCUGCGUGAGUCGACACGUAACCUGCGUGAGUCGACUUCAAGAUGGGGCCGUACGCACAGCCAUUCAUGGCUGCCCCCAAGAAGGAGAAGCUGGGUCGACCGCUCUUGGCGAGCAAUGCCGCCCUCAGCUGGUUCACGGAGCGUGCCACCAUGGAUGAUCGCUUUGCUCAAUGGACGUCCACGUCCCCGAGGGAGCUGCAGGAUGCCCGAGCCAGGUACUUUGCCAUCGGCUUCCCACAUGGAUGCAACAACAGCUCACACGACAUGUGGUCAACCUUCUACGAGGGUCAUCGACCACGACAGUGGCAAGGAAGCACUGAUGCGGCCAUGAUGGAGGGCUUUCAACCCUUGGAGAUCCACACCGCGCGCCUCCCUGAGCUUGGGGUAUGUUCGCCAGAGCCGGUGGAUGGAGGCGUCGCCGGCCAUGUGUCUUCUGUGGGUAGCCGAUCGGCGAGGUCUACAGGACGAAAGCCUGGCAAUGUUGAAGGUGCCUCGAAUGCCAGCACACGCAUCGCGACCGAUGCCAGCCGGGCUUCGUCCGGUGGCGUCCCAGCGGGUGCUCCAAGUGGUGCCUCCGUUUCUUCGAGACAAAGGUGUAAUAGCAGCUGCUCCUACGUCCAACGGCUGGACACCUUGCGGCGCGUGCAGCCGCGGCCACGAGUGGCUGGCCCGGUCCGAAAAUUGGACUGGGACAUGUUCACGGCGCGGGGGGUUCUUCGGGAGUUCGAGAAGUCAGGGGCGAAGUUGGAGGAAGGGUGUCGUUCGGUGGAUUGCGGUUUGGCAACAUGUUUGGUGGAUUGGGCGUACCUCUCAAAAAUGAAAUUAAGGGUUUAUGUGCGAAAAUUCGUCUUGCAAUUGUGAAAUUGAAAUGAUGCACUAUUUGCGAAACAGACAUUUCCUGCUUUGCACCAAGAGCCUGCAUUGCACCAAGAUAGAUCAUCUAAUGUUUGCAAUCAAGGAAGCCGCCAGCUUUUUCACCUUUGGUCUUGACGUGGCUGCACGACUGCGUGAACUGAGGUCGGAAUGGUGCACAGCCACAGGAUCGCCAGCGCAACAGUCUUUUUUUCAAUUGCAACAAAAAUGAGGCUGCCAAUGGCACAGACCCCCUGAAAAUUGUUUUCCACUUGCCAAAAUGGAUCCAGGGCGGGUCAUGCUUUUUGAUGAGGCAGUGGCAAAGACCCAAUGGCCAAAAUUUGACCCACCGGACAAGGCGCAUCCUGCCGGCAGUCUUUUGAUGUGGCUGCCAGUGGCAAAGGGCUUGCAUGGGGCCUGCUUUUGGCGGAAACACUGUGAUACAGCGUGGUAUGUACUUGGGGGAUCCCGACGGCAGGACUGACACAAAAUUGAUCCAGGCGGGUCUUUGAAUGGAGGGCACCCCGACAGUCUUUUGAUGAGGCUGCCAGUGGCAAAGACCCUCGUGCACAUGGCUUUUCAAGUAAAUGACCCGGGAGUCUUUGCGUGGAGGCGGCGGCAGUCUUCUGAUAAGGCUGGUCCUGCCGGCAGUCUUUCGAUGAGGCUACCAGGAAGGACCUCCCUGAAUGUUGCUUUCCAAUGACGCAAAGUUGAUCCAGGCGGGUCUUCAAGACCCCCCUGCAAAUGGUUUUGGAGUUGCAAAAAAUUGAUCCAGCGGCGGUCUUUGGAGUGAAGCUGCCAGUUGCAAAAACAACAUUGAAAGUUGCUUUCCAAUGGCCAAAGAUCCCGACUGCAGUCGUUUUAUGAGGCUGCAGUGGCGACCCUUACAACUGGCUUUCCAGUGCCUCAAAUCGACCCGGGGUCUUUGAACCGGCGGCAAGCUGUUCUAAUGGUAGAACAACGGCAGUCUUUUGAUAAGGCUGCCAGUGUUUGGAAUUGGCUUUCCAAUGGCAAAAUUGAUCCAGGGGUCCAGGGGUCAGACUUUGAAUGGAGGGCAUCCGACGGCGGUCUUUUGAUGUGGCUGCCAAGACCCCCCGAAAGUGGUUUUCUGAGGGGUGUUUGAUUGGGGAGGGGCGCCGUGAGGAAUCUGAAUGUGAAUCUCAAGCGGCUCUUCGACGACCAGGACGCAAUUCUCAAUCUAUAUGGUCCACAUCUUCAUCUUGAUCAUGAUCCACAUCAUCCUUGUGAUGCAAAGCAGGAGGUGGUCAUAGGUGGUCUAUGUUUUUUUUCCAGGGUGUUUUUGAUGUUGAAAGGCACAAACCAGGGCAUCCACCGACAAGUCUCGCAGUCGAACAGGUUUCGCAAUUAGUUAAGCAACAAAAUCCAUCAUUAGGUGAUUGUUUUUCGCUAUACCGGGUGCCCUCGGCGUGGACUAUGAUGAAAGAAUUCAAACAUACAGUAUGCGAUUUGUUGUUUCGAUUCCAAAUAGUUCUUCCAACAACUGGUUGUGCAAGGUAUUCACAAACUUCACAAAGAGCCCCAAAGAUCAGUUCUUUGUAUCCCUUGUUGCGCGUCAAGUUGUUUUUGACUCCACUUGGGAAUUAACUGAAAUGUUGUGGGAUUGGUCCUUUGCAAGGGUCGGGCCUUUGGAUAAUUUCGUGUUUCCUCAAGAGCGAUGGUUGGUUUCAAAAAACAAUAACAUUACUCAUGAACAAAACAUGGUUAGCUCGCCGUGUGCCUUGAUGCAGGAACAAAACAUGAGCAGACAGACAAAACAUGAUGCCGCAUAUGAUCGUCACAUGAUCCGAAAUUGGUCAAACAAAAUAUGUUUUCGACCGUUCAACGGGAAACAUCGGACCCUCCACUGUUGUGUGAUGGACUAGGUGGAAUUGGUUCCGAUCGAUUUUGGAGGGUCCCGCAUCGUUUGGAGGCGAAUCAAUGCAGAACAAUGUGUUAUUUUGCUAGAUUUUGUUAGUUAAUCCAUGAACAUAUUUGAGUCAAUUGGUUUUGAAAACCUGGGUUUCCAAAGUGGCGACUCUCUGGGCGCCACGCAAGGGGACUUUGUGAGAACCUACUCACCAGUCCAGACAGUCCAGACUUAGAUCUUACUCAGAUCCUUUGUUUUGUCACGUGACAUCCGUCUCUUCUGCGAGCAGGUCACCCGAACAACCGUUCCUUGGUCGAAGACGACGACGCGCCGUAGGUGUCCGCACAGAAAGACUUUGACUUCGAGGCGACAGGUCAGAGAGCGAUCUUUCCCACGGUGAUGCCAGGGGCCAAGCCAUACGCCUAUGGCGAGAGAAGGAGGAAGAAAGGGAAAGGCAAUGGUACAUAAGGCUUCCAGUCACAGCUCGCUAGGUGGUGUUACUCUUGUUUCAG